This is a messenger RNA of Vollenhovia emeryi, 3525 nucleotides long. It is a transcript of the gene Tk, whose product is annotated as tachykinins. Lineage: Eukaryota; Metazoa; Arthropoda; Insecta; Hymenoptera; Formicidae. The transcript has 7 exons. The coding region runs from base 155 to 1345 and encodes 396 amino acids. The record is from RefSeq and is a predicted model, not a curated record.
GAUUCAGUCAGUUGACUGGUAUUCGCCAUACCGAGCGGGUCUCGCCUUUGAAACUCAGAGGAUUGCCGACGAACUUGAAGACGGAUCACCAAGCCUCCUCCUGAAUCUCGCUGUUACAUCGCCUUUCGACGCGCCCGGUUUUACCUUCGAAAGAAUGCUCAUCAGCUCGGUUCUCUUCCUGGCAGUCUGGACUAGUUCGUCAUUCGCGGAAGAAUCGUCCCCCAACGAUGCCGCGUCCGCCAAACGGGCGCCUAUGGGAUUUCAGGGUAUGCGCGGCAAGAAGGACCUCAUCCCCACGAUCGCAGAACACAACGAGUUUUCCAAAAGAGCGUUAGUGGAUUUUCAGAGUAAGGACUCGAACGUGCCCGACACCGAAGACAAUCUCCUGCACGACGAGUUUGACAAGCGAGCGCCGAUGGGGUUUCAGGGUAUGAGGGGGAAGAAGGAUUAUUUGAUACCUGAUUUCGAAGACUCCUACUUCCGCGAGGACUACGAGAAGAGAGCGCCAAUGGGUUUUCAGGGUAUGAGAGGCAAGAAGGCCGCGCUGGAGGAUGAAUACUAUAAACGUGCACCUAUGGGGUUUCAAGGAAUGAGAGGGAAGAAGUCUUUGGAAGAGGUGUUGAGCGAGAUUGAAAAGAGGGCCGCGAUGGGCUUUUACGGUACAAGAGGGAAGAAAACAUACAUUUUCGAGUAUCCGCAAGAUUAUGAAAAGAGACUGCUUGCUAUGGGAGCUCAAGAUAUGCGCGAUAAGAUGAAAGAAUUUCCAGCGGAGUGGGAGAAAAGGGCCCCUAUGGGAUUUCAAGGGAUGAGAGGCAAGAAAGCAUUGCUUGACGAGAUCGAGGAACUUGAGAAACGCGCCCUUAUGGGUUUCCAAGGCAUGAGAGGCAAGAAGGACGCCUUUGAAAAUUAUAUAGAUUAUAUAGAUCCCGACGUGGAUUUCGACAAGAGAGCAUCAAUGGGUUUUCAAGGGAUGAGGGGCAAGAAAGACACUGACAAGAGGGCACCGAGGGGUUUUCAAGGUAUGAGAGGCAAGAGGAAUGUAGGACAAAGACUUGAGACCGGCAUGGAUUUUGGAAGCCGAUCACUGAACGAAUAUGAAGGAGUGGGCGAUAGAAGACACGCUCUAGCCCUGUGCCAGGUCGAAAAGCGAUCGCCCUACCGAUAUUUUGAGAUGCGCGGUAAGAAAAAUCCACGAUGGGAGUUACGGGGGAUGUUUGUGGGGGUGAGAGGCAAAAAGUGGGCGAGAGCUCCGUACGAGGACAACGGCUCGUUCGUAAGGGUGUUUGAUAACACCGAAAGGAUCGGCGUGGAUGGGGAUUCGCCAGCAACAUUAGAUUCACAAUAAUACAGCAGCUCUUAGAAACGGUAACGAAACUGUUACGAGACGUCUCCUCCAAAUAAUUAAACCGAUGUAGCUAAAUCUAAGAACGAGAAAAAAAAAGAAAAGAUGACGCGUCUAUCAGUUAUGAUGAUGGGUGGAAGAAUGCUGUCGUCUAUUGAUUUUCAAUCCGUUAAUUAAGGCUUCGUAUUAUAGUUAUUUUUAUAUAUCAUAAGCCGAUCUUGGUCUAGUCACUGUAGCUUGCUAUACGUACGCUAUCACUUAUAUUUCGCCGCUAUUAUAAGAUUCAGAAUUGCGUGCGUUGGACGCAGGUCGCAAGCUGCGCGUUGCAGAUACAAUCGCAGCUGAGGGCGUAAACUCGAAGCGUAUGAGCACAAUGUACGGAAGAAGAGUUCUACGAUGGUGUUUCAUAAACAGUAUUUCACGAAACUCUUGCUGCGAUUUCCUGAACAACUCUUCCGUGAGAAAAUUACAUUUACGUGUAAUUAAAUUGUCUGAAUAUAUUUGUUUCGUCCUACACUUAUCUCUUGCCAAGAUAUAUUUCGAGGGGUUUCACACGUGAAGAAGAAAUACUUUUUACGAUUGUCAUAAUUGACGACAAAUUUUCCAUAUCAAAAAAACACAUAAAUCUGAAAUGAAUUUCAACUAAAUUAUACGGAAAUUUUAACCAAAAUUAACUACGUUAACAAUGUUUAAGUACUUGUGGUACUGUAUUACGUGUUAAAUUAAAAUUUCUGUAAAAAGAAAUUGUUAUUAACGGGUAAAGAGGACAUGCUUAAAAUUAGAUCCAUAAAAAUGUCUGAAUUUCUAAAUGUUAAAUAAGCUUGUAUUUAAAAAAGAUUGUAUGUUUAAGUAGAAAUAUUUAACUACAAUACUGCUGAAUUUUGUGUAUUUUUUAAAUAAAGACUGUGUGCAUUAAUCAGAAACAAGAAAGUUCGUUACUAAUUGAAACAUGAAAAUCAGCUCUUAACUUGUGAUCUAAUAUAGUUACGAAAACUUUUUACUUACAUGCAUUCACUAUUUAAGUCCUCCGACCUGUGUUGCAAACGACACGUUAUACUGGCGAUGUGUAAUUAGCGAGAUUAUACUACGAAGAUAUCUUCCGCCGAUUAUAAUUGUACAUGUCAGCGAAGUCUUUCAAAAGAUGCCUAUCAGUAUUAUUGUUAAUUUAUACCAGGAUGUACAGUGUAACAAUCAUAGUGGUGAUGCAUUCUUGAAUGAAUUUGUAAAAAUGAUUAUUCGUUAACAAAGAGAUUCAAAUAAAAAUUGGUAGUAAUUUUGGGACACUGAAUAUCUUAAACAUGAAAAUGUUUGAAUAAAACUUAAAAAGAACGUUGCUUUUAAAUUGACAAGUGGCAAGAGUUAAAAUUAAUGCUUAAAAUUAAGUUUACGAAAAGCAUUUAAAUUCUUAAAUUUGCAUAAGCAAUUGAAUAAGCAGACUUAAAAAAAUCACGUAAAUAAAGUAACUUUGUUGUUAAGGAAAAAUCGAUUUGAAAUUCAUGGAAAAGUGCAUUUCUACUAUUAAUCUUUUAUGGAACACACUCGGUGUAUUUAUAUAAAUCUCGUGCAGGAUUUGUUCUAUUUUAAUUUAUGGACACAUAUCGGCACAAUUACGACAAAGUAAUUUCACGUUCUCGACUUCGAGAAAUAAAAUGUAAACGGGGAACAGAUGGCGUGUAAGCUAAGAUUGAAUAGUAUAUAAAUAUCUAGCGUAUCUCGUGACAUAGAUAGGAAUUAUAUUUUUCUCUGAAUGUUAAUCGGUAAUUGUUAUCGUAGAUACGAUUACGUAUUUGUAAUUAUUGUCCGUAUCGUUUUAUUUUCGUUUCUUCAAACGAGAUGCAGAAUUAAUUGACGUUAGAAGGUGAUUAUUUUUGUGGCCAUUGGUUGCGCUCUACGAGAAGAAAUUUAAAUCUGAUCCUGCAGAGACGCUCUUCAGUAACCUUGAUCUGAAACAUUUUGCUUCACAUUUAAUUUCUACUAAUUUUUAUAUAUUUUCUCUAAUAGUAACGCGAAUGUUACAAUGUUGUAAUAAUAGCGUAUUGCAUAUAAUAAAUUUCUUGUUGAAAGGAAUUAUAACUUAAAAAUUUCCAUCAUACAGUAUGUGAGAUUUACGUUGUCAUGUACCUAUGUUUGUUGCAUAUCUUGUUAUAAAAUAAUAAAUUGCUUCAGGCUCUAAUAUUUCUAUA